Molecule: messenger RNA, 327 nt
Organism: Medioppia subpectinata
Lineage: Eukaryota; Metazoa; Arthropoda; Arachnida; Sarcoptiformes; Oppiidae
Source: the annotation of a GenBank genome assembly
AAUAAACUUAUUUAUUGUAUUAAAUUAACUUACUUUAUAAUAAUGAAAGUAGCAUUAAAUUUGUCGGUACUGUAUAUCGCCGUCUGUAACGGACUGCCAAACGCUAGCAAUGGCCAGAAAUGGGUCGUAUUGUGCGCCGGCAGUAGGGGUUGGGGCAACUAUGCUGAUCAAACUAUUGUCUACCGGGCGUACCUUCUGUUCAAGGCUUAUGGCAUACCUGAGAGCAAUGUUAUUAUCAUGCAUUACGACCAUAUUGUCAUUAAUUCCCAAAACCUUACGCCUGGUAUUGUAGUCAACGAUAUCGGCGGACCCGAUGUCUAUAAGGGU